GUCUUGCCAUAUACCCCGCAGGUACUCAUCUCGCACACAUGGGUUGACAUUGAACUUGAAUCCCGUUUCCUCUUCUACACUCACACCAGGCGCCCUGCAGGCGAGAGACCAACACAAUGUCCUCAUCCCAGCCUCCGCAGAACGGCAACGCCGAACCGCAAGGGAAGUCCUCAGCCAAGCCCUUCUCUCUCUCACUUGGAGGCGGCACCCCCACCCCAGCAAACGGACAGUCCAAAAAGACCUCCUUCAAUCUCCAGAAAACCUCCACCCGAUCUACAGACCCCCCCAGCCGGACAACCCUCACGCGCCGCCCCCAUCAUAAUCUCCACGAUGACGAAGAUUCCGACACUGAAGAAGCGGCAGCGCCCGCCCACGAAGCCGUCAUGGGCUUCGACACCCUCACCGGAACCGCCAUCUCGGCCAACCAGGCCGACCAGAAACGCGAGCUGGUCAUCCCCGUUGCCGGAAACAACAACUGGCGCAACCGGCCCGGCGUCAAUGUGCGAAACCCCAAGGGCAAGAAUCUUCUCCCCAGGGAGGUGCAGGCCAUGCAGGAGGCGCAGAAACGGGGCGAAGUCCCCGGGGAGAAUACCGAUACUGAACGGCCGAGUAUGGCCUUUGGGUUGACCUUUGCGCAGCCGGGCGCGGAGACCGAGGCCGCGGAUAAGGAGCAGGAUCACAAUAUGACGGACGCCGAACCGGCUGUUGCUGAGCAACGGAAACCGCUUACCCAGGAUGAGAUUGCCUUGCAGGCGCUAAUUCGGGAUAGUAAGGGCGAGACGGAAGGGAGGUCUGAUCUUGUGAUUGAGUCGGCGAAUCGGGAGGGGGGCAGAUAUGAUGAGUCGACCUCGUUCCGUGCGGAUGUCGCCUUGCGCCCGGAAUCGGCCACCCUUGAUCAGUAUAAUGCUAUUCCUGUGGAGGAGUUCGGUGCGGCCCUGCUGCGUGGUAUGGGCUGGAAGGAAGGCGAGGCGGUUGGGAGAGGGAAAUACGGCGGUGCUGCUGGCAACCAGGCGGCCAAGCCGCGGGUUCCGGAGCGGAGGCCUGGUUUCUUGGGAAUUGGAGCGAAGGAUGCAUCGGGAGGUAAAGGUGCUGAGACAGAGUUCGGCGCGUGGGGGAAAGCGGCCAUGCGCAAAGGGUCCCGAAAGACAGGGAAGGAAGGCGAGAACAAUACGGAGGGGGUGUACAUGCCUAUUAUGAUGAGGAAUUCGAAGACGGGCGAGUUCAUAACUGAAGAGGAGCUCGCGAUCCAACGAAAGGAGGCGAAGAAACGGGGGGACGAGGAUGAAUGGAAAGAGAGAAGAGACCGCAACUUAGAGAAGAGUGGACGCGAUAAAGAUCGUGAUCAGGACUCUCGACGCCGUGACUACGAUGAUGAUGAUAGCGAUCGCUAUGAGAGACGCAGGACCACUGGGUCUUCCAGGAGAGACCGGAGUCGGUCAUCCGGCGAUCGACGAUCGAGAAGCCGCAAAUAUGGAGAAGAAGAUAGCGACAGUCGCGAUGAUCGAUACUACAGGGACAGAGACCGUGACCGUGACCGUGAUCGUGACCGUGACUACCGUCGGGAUCGAGAUCGGAAUGGGGAUCGGGAACGGGAGCGCGAGAAAGACAAGGAUAGAGACCGAGACCGAAGCAGACGGUAUCGCGAUGAUGAUCGCCAUAGCUCGAGGCACUCGUCAUCACAUACCUCAAGCAGGCAUCGGGAUCGGGAUCGGGAUCGGGAUCGGGAUCGGGAUCGGGACACUGACCAGGACCGGGACCGUGACCGUGGCUCCCACCGGAGAAGGAGAGAUGAUGAUAGAUAAGUCCUAAAAUGAAAGCUCGUGCUCUUUUUGCACUGGCUAAGUCUAUAGAACCAUAUAACAAAAAUU
Molecule: messenger RNA, 1868 nt
Organism: Aspergillus heteromorphus CBS 117.55
Lineage: Eukaryota; Fungi; Ascomycota; Eurotiomycetes; Eurotiales; Aspergillaceae
Gene: spp2
Product: spliceosome ATPase-activating subunit SPP2
Exons: 1
Coding region: 117-1802 (561 amino acids)
Biological process (GO): mRNA splicing, via spliceosome
Cellular component (GO): spliceosomal complex
Molecular function (GO): nucleic acid binding
Source: RefSeq, a predicted model, not a curated record